AUGCAGCAGCUCUAUGUCGACCUUGCCCCCUGUCUUGCCAAGGAUGAAUGCUAUCCUUGCGUCAUAUUCCCAAGUGAUGCCCGGUUAAGCUGUGUAAAAUCAUCCAUCUAUCAAUUGUUAUAUUCGUCAUCGUCUGUUUACAAAAGUGAUGUCCAGCUGCUUGUUGACGUCCGGAAACUCGAUGACGAUUUAGAGGCGUGGCGUCAGGCAAUUCCCCAUAAAUAUCGGCCGGGUCAUUCUGCCCAGGAUCCGAAAGAUGGCAAUAAUGGUGAAAGAGACGCGCGUGUGCUAUUGAUUCGCCUCGAAUAUGAAUUUUGUCUGGCUUUGAUCCACAAGGCCACCAGUCGCUGCGUAGUGGGCACGACGAGCGAAAUUGAGAAAUUACCUGGCCUCAGCUCAAGUCACGCACUGGCUGUGCAAGCCACUAUCACCACAAUAUUUUGCAAUAUCCUGCAGAACCCUCACGAUGUCUCGGUUGAAUGGGACCUGGCAUUAUUACAGGCUAUCCCCGCGCUUACAUACGCUUUUCAACCUCGCCAUUUAACAUCAGAGGCAGCCCAUCACGCCAGACAAUUGAAUGACUAUGCGUAUGAGCUGAGUCGCAUCGCUCAGUGUGCAGUUCGAAAGGCCAAGAAAAAUGAUAUCUCCUAA
Molecule: messenger RNA, 651 nt
Organism: Penicillium odoratum
Lineage: Eukaryota; Fungi; Ascomycota; Eurotiomycetes; Eurotiales; Aspergillaceae
Exons: 2
Coding region: 1-651 (216 amino acids)
Source: RefSeq, a predicted model, not a curated record